Messenger RNA from Drosophila serrata, 1660 nucleotides. RefSeq names its product DNA fragmentation factor-related protein 3 (gene Drep3). NCBI's taxonomy places the organism in Eukaryota, Metazoa, Arthropoda, Insecta, Diptera, Drosophilidae. The record is from RefSeq and is a predicted model, not a curated record. Gene Ontology annotation, biological process: apoptotic process; regulation of apoptotic process.
UUGUUGCACUUGUCGGCCGCUCGCGAUCUCAAGUCGGAAAUCGCGUGCUAUAACAAUAAAAUGUGAACAAUUCGGUUUUAAAAAUUGUAUGCGCCAGCCAGUCCAAGGAGUCCAGACGUGAGACGUGAACGUUUCCGAAGGAGACACGACCACAAGCACAACCAAUGACAGAAAUGAAUGCAACGGCGGCUGCCACCGAGGAGACAAAGGAGGCUGGUCCAGAGCCAGGACCGCCGGCCACCGUUGUCGUACCUGAGCCCGAGGCGAAGCCUGCGGUGCCACCGUCCAGGCAGCGAACACUUACGCGCACCGAGGAGAUGGACGCGGACGGCGACGAUAUCGAGCUGGACCCGGACGGGGACGAUGCGGCGGACAGCAUCACCUUGGAGCUGGCCUUAUCGCCGCACAGCAGCACGCCCACGCCGCCGCCCACCACGGCGGACGAGGACUUUGCCCAGCUGGACAACAGCAAGCCCUUUAAGAUCAAGGACAUUACACGAAACAUACGCAAGGCGGUGGUGGCCACAACCCUUUCAGAGUUGCGCUUGAAGGUAUCAGCGAAAUUUGAGCGGAAUCAGCCGGCGAUACACCUGGAUUGCGAUGGCACCGAGGUCGACGACGAGGAGUACUUUAGCACUCUGGAGCCAAAUGCCGAAUUGAUUGCUGUCUUUCCCGGCGAGCAGUGGCGCGAUCCCAGUGACUAUAAUGCCAAUCUGCGUCGCACAUCGCUGGAUGCUCAGCGUCUCCGGCGGCUGGUGGGCAAGCUGCAGUCGAACUAUAUCAACGAUGAUGACUUGGACAAGCUGUCAAACAUGGAUCCCAAUUCCCUGGUGGAUAUCACAGGACGGGAGCCCAAGGACAGCGAGUACUCCUCGCGGAGCGAUGCGGCACGCAGGUCCACGGAGCUAUCCUGUUAGGGUUGCUUUAUUUUUGGUAUUUGGUAUUUAGUGUAAACGGAGCAGCACACAGGACAUAAUUUGUGUGAAAGGAGCUGUAUAUAUGGGAAUUUGUACGAGUUUAUGAGGCAAGAAGAAUUGAAGGGGUAUUUUUGGAAAAUGUUUUGAUGGCAGCAACCUACAUCUCCGUAUAGAUCAGAUAUAGAAAGUUGUGUAUUUUUCGAGCCCACAUUGUAGACUCCACCCUGAAUGUCUAUUAUCAGCCGCUAAUUGUUCCUAGACCAAUAGCUGUGUAACGAGCCACAAUCUGGAGUGCCUCAAAGGCCUAGCUCCAGUCCUAGAUGACCUCACCCUCCUCACAGCCUCUCUAUAUGUAUAUCCCCCUCAGAGGACGAUCAACGAAGUGCAGCUUAGAGUUUAGAGUCUGUCUAAGCUUGUAGGUAUUAAUAGUGAAAUAAAUAUAUAUAGAUAUAUAUUUUCCAUAGCAAGGUCCUUGUGAAUAAUGUCACACAGAAACAGUUUGGGUUGUUAGGGAGCAAGUACGAUUUUACCAUAAUUGAAUCUCAAUUAAAUCAAUUAACAAUUGAAUAAACGUUUAACACACCCGCACACAAAGAGACGUUUCACCCUUUUUUUCGUCGUAUUAAUGCUGCAUCAAUGAUCUAGGCACUAUUUGCUGCACUAAUCGAAGGGUUAUAGAAGCCCGUAUUUAACUCGAUUUACAUGGCAAUUGGAGAUUGUAAUUUGUGACUUGUAAAAACAAA